Messenger RNA from Panicum virgatum (switchgrass), 973 nucleotides. Its product is annotated as peptidyl-prolyl cis-trans isomerase CYP18-1. The coding region runs from base 131 to 613 and encodes 160 amino acids. Gene Ontology annotation, cellular component: catalytic step 2 spliceosome. The record is from RefSeq and is a predicted model, not a curated record. Gene Ontology annotation, molecular function: peptidyl-prolyl cis-trans isomerase activity. The transcript has 3 exons. NCBI's taxonomy places the organism in Eukaryota, Viridiplantae, Streptophyta, Magnoliopsida, Poales, Poaceae. Gene Ontology annotation, biological process: protein peptidyl-prolyl isomerization; protein folding.
UUCGCCGCGCGGUCACACCACACGCGGACCACCCAUCGUCUGUCUCGCCGGCUCGCCGCCUCCUAAACCCCCCGCCGCCCCACGCCUCUCCUCGCCCCCCACCCCCGCCUCUCCCGUCCGCCCAGGCGCCAUGUCGGUGACGCUGCACACGAACCUGGGCGACAUCAAGUGCGAGGUGUUCUGCGACCAGGUGCCCCGCACGGCGGAGAACUUCCUGGCGCUCUGCGCCAGCGGCUACUACGACGGCACCGUCUUCCACCGCAACAUCAAGGGCUUCAUGAUCCAGGGCGGCGACCCCACCGGCACCGGCAAGGGCGGCACCUCCAUCUGGGGCACCAAGUUCGCCGACGAGUUCAGGGAGUCCCUCAAGCACAACGCGAGGGGGAUCAUGUCGAUGGCCAACAGCGGGCCCAACACCAACGGCAGCCAGUUCUUCAUCACCUACGCCAAGCAGCCGCACCUCAACGGCCACUACACCAUCUUCGCCAAGGUCAUCCACGGCUUCGAGGUCCUCGACCUCAUGGAGAAGGCGCAGACCGGCCCAGGGGACAGGCCGCUCGCCGAGAUCAGGCUCAACCGCGUCACCAUCCACGCAAACCCACUCGCCGGCUGAUCCACCACCACGGCCUGGAACUCAUCCUGCAUCUUAGCUGCAGCUAGUCCUGCGGUUAUAGUAUGCCUGAAUCUUCUGUUACUGCAAGCACAUCCUAUGGCAAUGGCGGAUAAUGCGUAGCAAUUUCUUGCCCACCCUGAACUGUGAAGUGUGAUGUGGACUGUAAUUUCACAGGACGAAUCAGCAAAAUCUGUAGCGCCUAAUGCUGAUGAUGUUAUGACCUGUAACUUUGAGAGUUUUGGUUCUCCCCUGACAUGAUUAUUGGUUGGUAGCCGUUUAUGUUUGCAUUGGCUCGACUCCGCAAAAACUGGCUCUCGUAUUAUGCUGUUUGAGGAAAUCAAAUAUUGUGCUUCUAGGACA